CUCACUUUCGCGUCCUCGCAGCGCUUGCCAUGUGGAUGUACGCGCUCGUGGGCGCGCUCCUCCUCCUGGGCAUUUGGAGAGCUUUAGGCACCCGGAGCGGCUCUUCCAACCCUUUCCGAGCAGAUUCCAGGCGGCCGCCCGCGCCUCUGGUGACCGACAAAGAUGCGCGCAAAAAGGUCCUCAAGCAAGCUUUUUCCAGGGACAAGGUUCCUGACAGCCUGGACGCCAUCGUCAUUGGAAGCGGCUAUGGGGGCCUGGCGGUGGCUGUGAUGCUCUCUAAAGCUGGGAAGCGCGUGCUGGUCUUGGAGCAGCAUGGGAAGGCAGGGGGCUGCUGCCAUACCUUCAACGAGAAAGGUUUCGAGUUUGACGUAGGGAUCCAUUACAUAGGGCAGAUGCAGGAGGACUCUAUCCUACGCGUGAUGAUCGAUCAACUCACGGACGGGCAGCUCCAAUGGGCCCAGAUGGACUCUCCCUUUGAUACCGUCAUUCUGGGAGAUCUUGACAGCUGCAAGAGGUAUUACCUGUACAGUGGAGAGAAGGAAUAUGUCAAAGGCCUAAAGAAGCAAUUUCCUGGCGAAGAAGCUAAUAUUGACAGAUUUGUGACGCUUGUCAAGAGAGUCGCCAAAGGGAGCGCCCACAUGGCAAUUCUGAAAAUGCUCCCGAUGCCCUUGGUCUGGUUUUUGCACUGCACUGGCUUGCUGGCUUUCAUCUCCCCUUUCUUUAGGAUGCUAUCCAAAACCCUGUCAGAAGUGGCGGCUGAGUUCACGACCAAUGCAGACCUGAGAGCAGUGUUCAGUUAUAUCUUCCCUACCUAUGGAGUUAUUCCAGAGAAGUCAAGCUUCCCUUUGCACGCAAUCCUUGUCGAUCAUUUCUUGGAAGGUGCCUGGUACCCUCAGGGAGGUUCCAGUGAAAUUGCAUUUCACUCCAUCCCCAUCAUUGAACACGCUGGAGGGGCUGUCCUCACCAAGGCACCUGUGCAGAGCAUCUUGGUGAACUCGCAAGGAAAAGCCUGUGGUGUAAGCGUAAAGAAAGGUCGAGAUCUUGUCAACGUCUAUGCUCCUGUUGUGAUUUCUGAUGCCGGCAUCUUUAACACCUAUGAGCAGCUCCUGCCAAAGGAAUUGCUAGCUUUGCCAGGUGUUCAGAACCAGCUCUCCAUGAUCAGCCAUGGCAUAGCAGGAAUCAGCCUCUUCAUCGGACUCAAAGGUUCCAACGAAGAACUGGGAUUUGAAGCUAAGAACUACUACAUCUACCGACACAACAACCUCAGUGAAGCGUUUGUUACUUACUUUAAUUGUUCGAGAGAAACCGCUCCAGAGAAUAUUCCCUUGCUAUACAUUGGUUCUCCAUCGGCUAAGGACCCCCUCUGGGAGAAGAGGUACCCAGGCAAGUCCACUCUAAUUGUCCUGGCAGUUGCAAAAUAUGAAUGGUUUGAGGAAUGGAAGGAGGAAAAGGUUACUAAGAGGGGAGCGGAGUAUGAGGCCUUCAAAAACUGUUUUGUGGACAACAUAAUGGAAACGGUUCUGAAAUUUUACCCUCAAAUAAAAGAUAAGAUUGAGUAUGUCUCUGCGGGAACUCCUCUCACCAAUAAGCACUACAUAGCUUCUGUCCAAGGAGAGAUGUAUGGUGCAGAUCACAGCAUCUCCCGCCUCCAGGUGGAAGUCAUGGCCACAAUACGCCCUCAGACCCCUGUCCCAAACCUCUACCUAACAGGUCAGGAUGUCUUUGUUGGUGGCUUUCCAGGAGCACUUCAUGGAGCCAUUGUCUGCGCUUCUGCUGUCCUGAAGCGUAAUCUCUACAUCGACAUCAUGUGGUUAUACGGAAAAAUCAAAGCCAACGGUGCCAAGAAGAAAAACUGA
Molecule: messenger RNA, 1856 nt
Organism: Zootoca vivipara (common lizard)
Lineage: Eukaryota; Metazoa; Chordata; Lepidosauria; Squamata; Lacertidae
Product: all-trans-retinol 13,14-reductase
Biological process (GO): retinol metabolic process
Cellular component (GO): endoplasmic reticulum membrane
Molecular function (GO): all-trans-retinol 13,14-reductase activity
Source: RefSeq, a predicted model, not a curated record